Messenger RNA from Symbiodinium natans, 636 nucleotides. Lineage: Eukaryota; Dinophyceae; Suessiales; Symbiodiniaceae. The record is from the annotation of a GenBank genome assembly.
AUGCGGCGGUCGAUCGUGGAGGCGGCAUUUGCCUCCGUGGACGACCAACUCAGGGAGCAGCUCGGUGGGGCUGGCGAUCGUUGUGGGUCCACCUGCAUCACGGUGGUGCUGUGGCCAAAGACGGGUGGGUUCCGCGUGCUCGUGGCCAACCUGGGUGACUCCCGGGCCUUGCUCUAUCGCGACCGAGGAAGCUUCGAGCACGUGGCAGAGACUUGCGACCACAAGCCAGAUGUCCUCUUUGAGAAGAGGCGCAUUCGGGCUGCAGGGGGCUACGUGCUGCCGCGGGAGGACGACAAUCCAGCUCGCCUCGAUGCAGUGUUAGCCAUGUCCCGUGCCUUCGGGAACUUCCGCUUCAAAGAUUUCAGCUUGGAGCCAGGAGCGCGCAAAGUCUCCGCGAUCCCGGACAUCUGUGAAUUUGAUGCCGCCCCUGGCGAUGUGCUGGUGCUGGCGUCGGACGGUGUGUUGGAUGUUGUCCCGAGCGCGGAGGUCGCAGCCUUAGCAGUGCGGGGCGCGCGAGGAGGCAGCGCUGUGGCGGCUGCGGCGGACGUCGUUUGGGCGGCGUUGCAGCGCGACACCAAGGACAAUGUCACCGGCGCCGUGAUCCGCCUGGGCACCGGGGAGGCCCCCAGCGAGUGA